Bufo bufo (common toad) is the source of this 2241-nucleotide messenger RNA. It is a transcript of the gene TATDN2, whose product is annotated as TatD DNase domain containing 2. The record is from RefSeq and is a predicted model, not a curated record. Bases 82 to 2037 code for a protein of 651 amino acids. Lineage: Eukaryota; Metazoa; Chordata; Amphibia; Anura; Bufonidae. The transcript is spliced from 7 exons. Gene Ontology annotation, molecular function: hydrolase activity, acting on ester bonds.
UCGUAUCCUGGCGUGCUGCGGGUCAGUGGCGAACUGCAGGACCGAGGACUAAGAGCGCGGGGCCGACGUGAGGGCGGCAUCAUGGCGGACAGGAGUGCGAGUGCUUCACGGAAGCACAAAUGGCUGAGCCCCCCCGAGAUGUCUCCGAACAAGUACCUGAGAAGCAGCGAGUCUCGGAGAGUCAGUCACAGCAGAGACCGCGAUGCCGAAAGUCCCAGCCCCUCGCAGGAGCGGCGGGUGACGUUCUACCCCCGGGAGAGUACGCCCAGGCGCAGGCUGGAUAUCGGCGCCGGUGUCCGCUCCACCGUGAGAGCCAGGAGCAGACAGAAGGACGGACAGCAAACCCACAGCCCGGACCCCCCGGCAGAGACCCCAGGAGAGGCCCGAAGGAAAGAGCGUGAUCAUCAGGAGGAGAGGACUAACGACCCUGAUGCAAGACCUAGCCAGGAUGAGAAGAGACCCCGACCCCCAAGAACCGCUGUGCCGUCCCUCUUAUUCAAGAGAGCUUUCAGUGACAUCCUGGGGACGCCCUGCAGACCCCGGCGAUCGCUGGACAGUGAGACCAGAUGUUUCCAGGAAGGAAAGCAAGUGGAGAAAAGAAGUCACUCUGACCCAGAGGAGUCCCCCCUUACAAGCCCAACCCCGAAACCCACUGAGAGGAAAGACCGGAGGAGCGAGGGCGUCAAGAGAACCCCCAGCCCAAAACGAAUUGUCGCAAGCGUGAUUACCAAACGAGGGGCCGGCGUGCCUCAGGAGACCCCCCGACUUGUGUUUGUAGAUUACGAUUCCAGUGAAGACGUGGAUGCGACAGAUCCUGCAGAUAAGGAGCCUUCAGUCGGCAGUGAUUUCUCUGACGUAGAAGACGUGGGACCGCUGGCCAGGUUUUCUCAGGACGAUGUGGUCUCGCCCUGCUGUUCUAUUCCAGAUGACGACGCAAAACCUUCCACUUACCAACAUGAGAGCCCAUUCAGCCGUCGCGCUGAGCAGUCCCCGAGCAGUCCCAUGUACAGACCCCUCGCAGAGCACAACACCUGGCGUCAGGCAGUGCAGGACAGCAGCAUCAUAUCAGAACCCUCCCUGCUGGACAGCGACUGCGAGAGCCCCAGAGACAAGAGCCACAAGAGGACCGCUUUCAGCCCCCCGUGGUCAUUCGCUAACAGAACCAAAUCCACUAGACGGUCUUUAGAGAUUGUUCCUUCUUCGAGCGCGGACUCCAAGUCCCAAGACGACGGCUUCAUAGACACGCACUGCCACCUGGACAUGCUGUUCGCCAGACUGUCGCACCGCAGUUCCUUUGCAGAUCUCAGGAGUCAGUAUGCUUCCACCUUCCCCCGGGAGUUUCGCGGCUGCAUUACUGAUUACUGUGAUCCCCGCACUCUGAAGAGGCUGCCGUGGCAGCAGGUGCUGGACGAGGACUUGGUCUGGGGGGCUUUCGGCUGUCACCCCCACUUUGCUCAGUAUUACAAUAACCAGCAGCAUGAAGAGAUGAUGAUGGCGCUACGGCACCCCAAAGCCAUCGCCUUCGGAGAGAUGGGUCUGGAUUAUUCACAUAAAUGUUCCACUAACAUUCCCGACCAGAUCACGGUAUUCGAGAAGCAGCUGAAGCUGGUGGUGCCUUUAGGAAAGCCGCUGGUCAUCCAUUGCCGGGAUGCAGACGAAGACUUGUUUAAAAUCAUGAAAAAAUGGCUUCCCCGGGACUACAAGAUCCACCGACACUGCUUUACCGGCAAGUACGAGGUCAUCGAGCCGUUUCUGAAGGAGUUUCCAAACAUGGCUGUGGGCUUUACCGCCGUCUUGACGUAUCCUUCCGCUGUGGAAGCGCGCGAUGCAGUGACCAAAAUCCCCUUGGACAGGCUGAUUGUGGAGACGGACGCCCCGUUUUUCCUUCCUAAACAGGUGCCUAAACGGAUUAGUAAAUUUGCACACCCCGGUCUGGCCUUACACACAGUUCACGAAAUCGCCAGGCUCCGAAACGUACCUGUGAAAACCGUCAUGUCGAAGUUACGGGAGAACACUUACCGCAUCUAUAGCGUCUAAGACGCUUCCAGCUGCCGCCUUAUUUUAAUUAAACGUUUGACUUUUCUCUGGAAACCAGAGAGGGAAAUCUCCCGUCGGUGUCAUUUCUGGUCUCUCUUCUUUUAAGUGUUGGUCUUGUCUGUUGACUUGAUGAGAUGUUUUAAUAUUUUAGGUUUGGUUUUUUUGUUUUACAUUCAUGUUGUUAUUAAAGACCAUUUCGCCAUU